AGCAGCAGCAGCUCUUCACCAAACAGAUUUGAUCCAUGUUGCUACCAUGCUGCAUUUGCACACGGGAGACUUUGUGUGGGUGGACCCUGGUGCUGGGGUGCCGAUUGGAGCAGAGGUUCAGGUGACGAGAACAGGCCAGCUUGCACUGAUAGAUGAUGAAGGACAGGAGCAUAAGAUCAACAAGAAGGCGGAGGGUAGCAUCCGACCCAUGCACCCAUCUUCUGUCAAGGGCGUGGAUGACAUGAUAAGGCUGGGUGAUCUCAAUGAGGCAGGGCUGCUCAGGAACCUUCUGGUGCGACACAAAGAAGGCAAAAUCUAUACAUAUACAGGCUCCAUUCUGGUGGCAGUCAACCCUUACCAGCUGCUGCCCAUCUACACCACUGAGCACGUGCACAUGUACACAGACCGACGGCUGGGGGAACUCCCACCGCACGUCUUCGCCAUCGCAGACAACUGCUUUUUUAACAUGCACCGCUACAAGAAGAACCAGUGCUGUGUCAUCAGUGGAGAGUCAGGAGCAGGAAAAACUGAGAGCACCAAGUUGAUGUUGCAGUUCCUGGCUACAGUGAGCGGGCAACACUCUUGGAUUGAGCAGCAGAUUCUUGAAACAAACCCCAUCAUGGAAGCUUUUGGUAAUGCCAAAACGAUCCGCAAUGAUAACUCCAGCCGCUUUGGGAAGUACAUUGACGUCAACUUCACCAAGGCUGGAGCUAUUGAGGGAGCCCGCAUAGAGCAGUACCUGCUGGAGAAGUCCAGAGUUUGUCGUCAGGCAGCGGAGGAAAGAAACUACCACAUCUUUUACUACAUGCUGAUGGGCAUGAAUGCUGAGCAGAAAAAGAUUCUUUCCCUUGGGAACGCUGCCGAGUACAACUAUCUGACCAUGGGCAAAUGCACCAGCUGCGAGGGACGUGACGAUGUGAAGGAGUACGCUAACUUCCGCUCGGCUCUGAAGGUCCUCAUGUUCUCAGACAAUGACUCCUGGGAAAUCACCAAACUGCUCGCUGCUAUCCUUCACCUGGGCAAUGUGGACUUCAAGGGCAGAUUAGUCAAUAACCUAGAGGGCUCUGACAUCAUCACAUCAACUCAUUUUAACAUGGCCAGCCAACUUUUGGAGGUGGAUCUCAAAGUGCUGGAGAACAGUCUGAUUCAGCGGUCCCUCAUGACCACCAGGGAGAGAGUGACCAAACCUCUGACCACUGCUCAGGCUGUGGACGGCAGGGACGCCUUUGUCAAAGCUAUUUAUGGAAGACUCUUCAUUUGGGUCGUGAACAAAAUCAACACUGUCAUUUACAAACCGCCUGAGGAUUCAGAUGAGGUGCGACAGUCCAUAGGUUUGCUGGACAUCUUUGGCUUUGAAAACUUCAGCAAAAACAGCUUUGAGCAGCUGUGCAUCAACUUUGCCAACGAGCAGCUGCAGCAGUUCUUUGUCAGGCAUGUCUUCAAGCUGGAGCAGGACGAGUACGCACGUGAAAACAUUGUUUGGAAGCACAUUGACUACAAGGACAACCAGUGCACCUUGAAUGUGCUGGCCAGCAAGCCACUGAACAUGCUGGCUCUUAUUGAAGAGGAAAGCAACUUCCCCCAGGGAACAGAUACUACCAUGGUCCUAAAAAUGAAUCAGGUCCAUGGGAAAGGGGACGUCUAUAUUCCCCCCAAGAACGACCAUGAGACACAGUUUGGGAUCCGACAUUUUGCUGGAGUGGUCUACUAUGAUUCGCAAGGUUUUCUUGAGAAGAACCGCGAUGCUCUCAGCUUAGACCUCAUCCUUCUGGUGGAAACCUCGGACAACAAACUCCUGAAGCAGGUGUUUAAGAAGGAGCUGUCCUCCAGUUCGAAACAAAUGAGCAACUCCAGGAUGAUCAUCACCACACCCAAGAACACCCUUCGCCUAGCAGCUGAUGGCAAGAAGCAUGUGCCUACUCUUUCUGGCCAGUUCCGCCAGUCUCUGGAUUCCCUGAUGAAAACACUGACUGCGUGCCAGCCCUAUUUCAUACGCUGCAUUAAACCCAAUGACUUCAAGAAGCCCAUGUUGUUCGACAGAGAGCUGUGCAUCCGUCAGCUCCGAUACUCUGGUAUGAUGGAGACCAUUAGAAUCCGGAAGGCUGGAUAUCCCGUACGCUACACCUUCGAGGAGUUUCUACAGCGCUUCCGUGUUCUUUUGAAGACGUCCGUCUGUGAUCCAAAAACAGAAAGUAAAGUGAAAUGCUGUGAAAGCAUUUGUGAGACUGUGCUCACUGGGGAGGGCGACUGGAAGACUGGCAAGACAAAGAUAUUCCUGAAGGACUUCCAUGACACAAUGCUUGAACUGAAGCGAAUGAAAGAGCUCGAGGAAAAAGCUCUUCUGCUGCAGAAAGUCAUGAGAGGCUUCAAAUACAGGAGAGCAUUCCUGAGGAAAAAGAAAGCUGCUCUGGUCAUUCAAAAACACUGGAGAGGACACAAAGGGAGGAAACUGUACAAAGUGGUCCAGCUCGGGUUUACGAGGCUGCAGGCGCAGGUUCGUUCUCGCCAACUCCACCUCCAAUAUAAGAAGAAGCGUGAGGCGGCCAUUUUGCUGCAGGCCCAAGCCAGAGGAUACUUAGCAAGGAAGGAGUGGAAGCGAAAGAGAGAUGCUGUGAUCCUCCUGCAGGCUCACACCAGAGGCAUGCUGGCAAGACAAGCUCUCAGGAAGAGGAAAAGGAACAUGUACCUCUCUGCCAAACAGAAAGCAGAAGAGCAGCGCUCUCUGUUGGAGAGACAGAAACACUUGGAGGAGGUGCUGAGGCAGAAGAAAGAGAAGGAGGCCCUGGCUGAGUUAGAAGUCUUCUCAGAGCAGGAGAUGGUGGACAACAUCUUUGGCUUCCUUCCCUCUGUCAUCGGAGGACAAGAGGGCCAAGCACCAGCAGGCUUUGAGGAUUUUGAUGGGAGAAGGAUGAUCACAGAGGAGAUAGAUCUUGAUGACCUACCCAUGGAGGAAGAUCAUCCAAAAGAAGACUACGAUGACCUGGAUGAGUACCCCUUCUCCAAAUUUGCCUCCAUGUACUUCCAGGGAACAGCCAACCACACCCACAUCCGCCAGAGGAUUCGUCAGCCCUUGCUGUACCAUGAAGAUGAAGGAGAUGUUCUGGCUUCCUUGUCAGUGUGGUGGGUCAUUCUGAGGUUCAUGGGAGACCUUCCUGAGCCCAAGAAGCAGGUCCAGGUUCAGGGAACAUCCACACAGGGGCGCACUGUGCCACAGGACCUGAUGUCCAGAGAGAACAGGCGUCUCGGCCGCAUAGUGGGCCAGGACCAGAGGGCUCCAAGGAAUAAAAAAGAAAUGAAGCAAGAAAAGGGGAAACCCUCAAUCACCAAGUCAGAUAAUCUCACUGAGGUGUCCAAGCCUCUCACAGUGCAGACUGUGAUGGAGGACGGCAAUAUCAUGACUGGAGAAGGACCCACUCUGGACCGACUGCUGACCUCACUAGAAAAACUCCAUAUUAUUUGUGCAUAUGGUAUUUUCAGACGUGACCUCAGGGAUGAAAUUUACUGUCAGAUCUGCAAACAGCUUCUGGAUAACAACAAUCGCAACAGCUACUUCCGUGGUUGGAUCCUUUUGUCCUUGUGUCUGGGCAUUUUCCCUCCAAGUGAACGCUUUAUUAGGUACUUGCAAAGUUUCAUCCGUUCCGCUCCAGGAGGCUACGCCUCGUACUGUGCUGAAAGGUUGCGUCGGACAGUAAUGAAUGGGGUGCGAGGAGAGCCUCCAGCCUGGCUGGAGCUGCAGGCAACCAAGACAAAGAGGCCCAUGACUGUGUCUGUGACACUGAUGGAUGGGCGUUCUAUUAACAUGCCAGUUGACUCAGCGUCUACCUCCAAAGAGAUCUGCCAGGUCCUUUCUAACAAAGUCAAACUCAAAGACACCUUUGGCUUUUCUCUCUAUGUGGCUCUUUAUAAUAAGGUUUGGGCUCUGGGCAGUGGUCAAGAGCACUUGAUGGAUGCCAUCUCCCAGUGUGAGCAGGAGGUGAAGAGGAGGGGAGGGCAGGAGCAGCAUGCUCCCUGGCGCCUCUACUUCCGUAAGGAGAUCUUCACCCCCUGGCAUGACUGUAAAGAGGACAAUAUCAGCACUGACCUCAUCUACAAGCAGAUCAUCCAUGGUCUUAAGUUUGGAGAGUACCAAACUGAAAGGGGGGAUGAUUUGGUCGACCUUACUGCAAAACAUCUGUAUGUCCAGCACGGUUCAGACAGCAGUCCAGAAAAUGUGAGAGAAGCUGUUCAGGACUGCAUCAAGAGCUCUUUGCUGGAGGCAAAGUCAGAGGCCAAGUGGGUGCAAAUGGUCAGCACUGCUCACACUCAGGGUACGUUUCUGAGCUCAAGGCAAAAGGUGGAUUCCGUGAAGGAGGAGAUAGUCGACUACGCCAGGAAGAAGUGGCCCAUGUUCUUCUCCAGGUUUUUUGAAGUCAUCAAAUUGUCAGGUCCUCCACUGCCAAAGAACAAGUUCAUUGUAGCUGUAAACUGGACUGGAAUCACGUUCCUGGAUGAGAGAGAGAAGAGGCUGCUGGAGCUUUCGUUCCCUGAAGUGACAGGAGUCAACACCAUCAGGGAGGCUAAAGCAUCAGGCCAGGCAGUUUGUCUGCUCACGCUGAAAGGAGACUUCACUCUGAGUGGAUCAGUAGCCGGGGACAUGUCGGAGUUGGUCACCAUGUUCCUCAGUGGACUGACGGAGCGAUCUCAGUACGCUGUGACCUUGAGGGAUGUCAGCAGUCAAGGUGACCCCACAUUCCUCAACUUCAAGAAGGGAGAGCUUAUUAUAAUUGUCAAAGAUGAUGAGUUUCCUCAGCAGCGUGGCUGGAUAACGGGCCAAACUGAGAGCAAGGGAAGAAAAGGAGCCGUGCCCACCGACGCCAUCUUAAUCCUGCCAACGCUCAGCAAACCGUCGUCUGAGGUCAUGAAACUGCUGAACCUGUCUCCUAACCAGAGGAAGAACAUCAUACAGGAGCAUAUGAAAGAAACAGGGACGAUGGAGAGAAUGGCUCCUGCAACACUCAAGGAAUUUUCCCUCGAGUAUUUCAGGCAGCCCACAAAGGAUGUCAACCGUCAGGUGAUGUCCAGGAAUGCUGCUCCUGAGAGGCUUUGGGUAAACUCCAGAGAGCCAAUCAGGCAGGCCCUCCUCAAGAAAAUCGUGGCCAACCCAGAACUGAGCCACAGAGCAUCUCUGGCUUUUACUGCGAUCCUGAAGUAUAUGGGCGAUUAUCCCACCAGGCAGAUGGUCAGUCAGCUCGAGCUCACCGACCAGAUCUUCGGGCCUGCCACUCAAAGUGAGGCACUCCAGGACGAAAUCUACUGUCAGAUUAUGAAGCAGAUGACCAACAAUAACAACCGGUUCAGUCUGGAGCAGGGCUGGCAGCUGCUGUGGCUCUGCUGUGGCCUGUUUCCUCCCAGCCAGGCUCUCCGGAGACACGCUCAGCGCUUUCUGGAGACACGCCGCAGAGAGCCAAUGGCCUCCGACUGUCUGCAGCGGCUGCAGACUUCUCUGAGGAUGGAGCCGAGGAAGCUGCCACCACACCAGGUGGAGGUAGAAGCCAUCCAACAGAACCGCACCCAGAUUUUCCAUAAAAUCUUCUUUCCCAAUGAUACAGAAGAGAUAUUUGAGGUUGGGACCAACACCAGGGUCAGGGAUCUUAUUCAGAACAUCACCAAAAAGCUGAAUCUGGCGUCGUCAGACGGCUUCAGCAUUUUUGUCAAAACACACGACAAGGUUCUCAGUUUGAAUGAAAGCGACUACUUCUUUGAUAGUCUGAGACAAAUCACUGACUGGUCCAAACGAGCCAAGAGGAGUAAAGAUGGUGCGCCACUCACUGUAUCCUACAUUGUGUUCUUCAUGAGGAAGUUGUGGUUCAACGUGGUCCCGGGCAGGGACUUUCAGGCUGAUCUUAUCUUCCAUUUCCCACAGGAGCUGCCCAAGUACCUGAGAGGCUAUCAUGUCUGCACCAAAGAAGAAAUGGUCAAUAUCGCGGGUUUGCUCUUCAAAGUAAAGGUCAGCGAUGACAAGAGCCAGUUUGUCAUGAUUCCCAAGAUGCUGAAGGAGCUGGUGCCCAACGACCAACUCAAGGCCAUGUCUGAAAAUGAGUGGAAAAGGAGUGUUGUCGCUCAUUAUAACAAACAUGCUGCAAUGACUGUCGACGAAGCCAAAGUGGCUUUCCUCAAAGCGGUUUUCCGCUGGCCCACGUUUGGCUGUGCAUUCUUUGAAGUCAAGCAAACGUCUGAACCAAAUUUCCCAGAUAUUGUUCGAAUUGCCAUCAGCAAGCAAGGAUUGACAAUCUUCCACCCAAAAACCAAGGACGUUCUGGCAAAUCACCCGUUCAACCGCGUGGCCAACUGGUGCAGUGGAAGCACCUACUUCCACAUGACUGUUGGCAAUUUGGUGAAAGGAAACAAGUUCCUGUGUGAAACGUCUCUGGGCUACAAGAUGGACGAUCUCAUAACCUCCUAUGUCAACAUGUACCACAGAGAGAGGACGGGAGGACAAACGAGGAACCAGCGCUUCAACAUCUGAGCGUCAGAUCUGAGUGUGACGCAACUCUGCGGCCGCAGAUGAAAACAAAACACUCUCAACGUUUUUUGUCCGUCGGCUUUUUCCAUUUGUACAAAAGUACAAAUUCAAAACUCACUUUAACUAAACUCCGUAAUACAGAUUGUGUAAUCUAAAGGGAAGAAAACUUAUUUAAUGUCAUGUUUACAGAUUGUAUCAUUAGCUUUUACACUGUGGAGAUAAACAAGUGUUUCCCAUAACAAAUAAAUGUAAAACUGUUUUCAAGAUCA
Solea senegalensis (Senegalese sole) is the source of this 6771-nucleotide messenger RNA. RefSeq names its product unconventional myosin-VIIa (gene myo7ba). Gene Ontology annotation, cellular component: myosin complex; cytoskeleton. The transcript has 48 exons. Gene Ontology annotation, molecular function: protein binding; cytoskeletal motor activity; ATP binding. The coding region runs from base 47 to 6505 and encodes 2152 amino acids. Lineage: Eukaryota; Metazoa; Chordata; Actinopteri; Pleuronectiformes; Soleidae. The record is from RefSeq and is a predicted model, not a curated record.